This is a messenger RNA of Purpureocillium lilacinum, 399 nucleotides long. RefSeq lists its product as uncharacterized. The record is from RefSeq and is a predicted model, not a curated record. NCBI's taxonomy places the organism in Eukaryota, Fungi, Ascomycota, Sordariomycetes, Hypocreales, Ophiocordycipitaceae. Gene Ontology annotation, biological process: P-body assembly; mRNA splicing, via spliceosome; nuclear-transcribed mRNA catabolic process. Gene Ontology annotation, cellular component: spliceosomal tri-snRNP complex; U6 snRNP; P-body. Gene Ontology annotation, molecular function: U6 snRNA binding.
AUGUUGCCCCUCGGCUUGCUCAACGCCGCUCAAGGCCACCCCAUGCUCGUCGAGCUCAAGAACGGCGAGACCCUCAACGGACACCUCGUCCAGUGCGACACGUGGAUGAACCUCACCCUCAAGGAGGUGGUCCAGACGAGCCCGGAGGGCGACAAGUUUGUGAGGUUAAAGGAGGCCUACGUCAAGGGCAACAAUAUCAAGUACCUGCGCGUGCCCCCCGAGAUCAUCGACAAGGUCAGCGAGUCGCAAAAGGGCGGCCAGGGAGGCUUCCGCGGCGGCCGGGGAGGUGGCCAGUCAAGAGGCGACCACGGCGGUCGCGGAGGCGGUGACCGCGGGAGGGGAGGGCGUGGAGGCGGCGGCGGUGGUGGUCGGGGUCGCGGCAGAGGCCGCGGUCAAUGA